AUGGCAUCCUCAGACAGCUCCUCCGGCGGAGCUCCCCCGGGCUCAGUCAACCUCGCCUCUCUCUCCGUCCCCCAACUGCGAUCCCUUCAGACUCGCCUCACCUCUGAGCUGGAACACCUGACUACCUCACACGCGAAGCUGCGCGCGGCGCAGGCCAGGUUCCGGGAUUGCGUGAACUCGAUCAACGACGGCGUGACUGGCUCUGCAAAGAAGGGCACGGAUGGCCGCGACGAGAUUCUGGUCCCUCUGACCAGCUCGCUGUAUGUCAAGGGCCGUUUGACAGAUCGGAAGAAGGUGCUUGUUGAUGUUGGAACUGGUUUCUAUGUCGAGAAGACUCCCGAGAAGGCGAUCGCUUUCUACGACGACAAGGUGAAGGGCCUUGAGGCCAAUCUGCAGGAGCUGGAGAAAAUUGUACAGGGCAAGAGCCAGCAGUUGCGAGUUACCGAGGAGGUUCUUCGUCAAAAGAUGCUCAGCGGCGAAGCUGUGCCCGCGCAGACUGCUGGUGCGGCUGCGGGAUAA
This is a messenger RNA of Penicillium canariense, 519 nucleotides long. Its product is annotated as prefoldin subunit 5. Bases 1 to 519 code for a protein of 172 amino acids. Gene Ontology annotation, biological process: regulation of DNA-templated transcription; protein folding. The record is from RefSeq and is a predicted model, not a curated record. Gene Ontology annotation, cellular component: prefoldin complex; cytoplasm. The transcript is spliced from 4 exons. Lineage: Eukaryota; Fungi; Ascomycota; Eurotiomycetes; Eurotiales; Aspergillaceae.